GGUGGUGACUGUCAGUAGGAGGGAAAGGGGAACGGAAAAUUAGAAAGUGGGCCCAGAGGAUAAACGAGGAACUAAGGAAAGACCUGCUGCAGCCCUCGCGAUUCCAAUUUGUACCCGUUUCUUUUGCAUCAGAAACUGCAAUAAGAUCUGUGGACAUCUUGAGUGGUUCAAAAUCUGGACAAAUCCAGGGAUCUUGGGAGCUGUGUGUUUUCCCAUGGAGCAGACAUCCAGUUAGAGACUUUAUUUCAACUGGAAAUCAAAGCAUCCGCUUCUGAAAGGUCUGACUCACCAUCCGCAUCAAACCACAAUGAUCAAGGAUUACUACGCAGACAUUAAAUCAAUGGAUGUGGAGAAUGAGGGUGAAAUGGAUAGCAGGAGAGAGUUCCCCCCAGCCCGGUCACAGGGGAGACGUGUCUGCUCGGGCCAUCGAGUGGUUCUAAUCCUCCUGGGACUUCUUUGUGUCAUCACCAUAGCAACUGCUGCAUUUGGCAUCAGUGGUCGCAGGUUGGGCACUGAUCUGGGGGGGAUGCAGGACGAUCUCAAGAGCCUCAACCGCACAGUCUCCGUGGCAUUAGUGGCUCUGAAAAACAAGCAAACAGAGGAUCUGAAGAAACUGGUGAAGAUUGAUCAUAUGGCGAAAAAUCUGACUGAGGCGGUGGAGCACGCGAAGUCACAGUACCAGGACCAAAUCCUCAAACUCCGGGGCAGCCUCAGGACCUUGAACUGUGACCUGGAGAAGGUGAAACAUAACAAAACAGGCAGCCCAGGGAUCUGCUGCCCUAGAGGCUGGACUGCCUUCAGCCGCAGCUGCUACUGGGCCGCCCCUGCAGAGAAGUCCUGGGAAGAAGCCAAAGCCGACUGCCAGGAGAAAGGCUCCCACCUGGCCAUCAUCACCAGCUAUCAAGAGCAACAAUUCGUGUUCCAGCAAACAAAGUCUCGGCACACCUGGAUCGGCUUGAGCUUCACCGGUGGCAGCUGGAAGUGGGUGGAUGGGAACAUCUACACCGUACGCCGAAUAGACUGGAAGCCCGGAGAGCCCGACACCUAUUCCCCCCGCAUGGGCGAGGUGGCGCACUGCGUGCACCUGUAUCACGGCGAUGGCCUGUGGAGUGACGAACAUUGUGCUCGGCGGUACAGCUGGCUGUGUGAGAUGGAAGCCAGCUAAUAGUGGUGGCGAAGGCGAAGGGUUCCUCUCCAUCCUACUCCUGCGAUGCUGUGAAGAGGAAGGCAGGACAGAGGGAGGAGGGGAGCCUGCGACACAGCCCCCAGGCAUCGGAAGCAAAUAAAAAUAAUGGUUCUGUCAAGAACAGUGGUGCACGCAUGGUGAUGUUUGGGGUGGGGGAAGCGUUUCGUUCUAGGUGGACCAUAUUUAUUUGUGUAUUCCUGGGAUCUCCGGACUUGGGUCCUCAGAUGUGGCUGGACUACAACUCCCAUCACCCACCAUCGUGAAGUCCAUUGCAGAAGUGGAUGAUGGGAGUUGUAGUCCAGCCACAUGUGGGGACCCAAUGCUGAGAAACCCUGGGAUACACAAUUUAUACCCUGCCUUCCUUCCAGGAUGGAACACACGCAGCAGGAUGAAGAGGCUCCUUGGCAGUGUUCCCUCCAACAGGGAUUCCCAGAUGUUGCUGACUACAACUCCCAUAAUCCCCAGAGGCCAUUGCAGCUGGGGAUGCUGGGAGUUGUACUGAACAAGGUCUAGAAAUCCCAGUUAGAGGGAGAGGUGCUCAGCAGCCGUCUCAGAACGGCUUAACUUCAGCAAGGGGUCUGCUGCACGGCACGCUGCCUUCGGAGUACCACGCCCUGGGACCUCGCUGAUGACCGCAGCUCUCCAUUUGGGCCCAUUUGGCCCUGGAUUCCCCACUCGGCUGUUGGGAAGCCGAUGGCGCUGCUGCUGAGCCGACCUCGCAGGAACAGCCGAAGCAGGGUCAGACUCCAAGGCCCGUUGAGCCAUGCAGGCUGUUUCCAGCAGGGGCAGCAUGACAGGGACAUGGGAAGAAGCUGCCAUAGACUGAGUCAGACCAUUGGCCCAUCUAGCUCAGUACUGUCUGCACAGACUGGCAGCAGCUUCUCCAAGGCUGCAGGCAGGAGUCUCUCCCAGCCCUAUCUUGGAGAUGCUGCCAGGGAGGGGACUGGGAACCUCCUGCAUGCAAGCUGGUAGAUGCUCUCCCACUGAGCUACGGCCUCAUCCUCUUCCUUACAGCACCCACAUGGUCUCCCAUCCAAAACACAAACCAAGGCAGGCCCUUCUCAGCACAAAGGACUAUUCGUGCUUGCUACUGCAAGACCAGCUGCCCUUCUCUAUGCCUCUGUGGAGUCCACAAGAAGAGCCCCAAGCCCACCUCCCUCCCCCAGCCCCACUGCUUGCCUCUCCCCAUCAUCUUAUGUUGACCAUGGACCCUCAAGACACAUUUAUUCAUUGAGGCUUUUAAUUAGAUAUGUAGAAUCUGUUGAUUGUUUUAAUGUUGGUUAUUUUACUUCAAACCACUCAGAGAUGUGCGUUUGGGGCAGGCUUACAAAAAAUAAAUGAAUAAACCAUCUGGUA
Messenger RNA from Hemicordylus capensis (graceful crag lizard), 2542 nucleotides. RefSeq names its product asialoglycoprotein receptor 1-like. The coding region runs from base 308 to 1165 and encodes 285 amino acids. NCBI's taxonomy places the organism in Eukaryota, Metazoa, Chordata, Lepidosauria, Squamata, Cordylidae. The transcript has 10 exons. The record is from RefSeq and is a predicted model, not a curated record.